AUUGGCCAGUGCAGUUUUAUAGCGCUGUUCCGAAAAGGUCCGACGAAAUCGAGUUAGCCUAGCUAGCUGCAACUUCAAGCAUAAAAAUGGCGUUGAGAGCAGCUUUUAGGAAUAAGUGUACUUUAUCAGGCCUUCUUUCCCAGCUGUCUUCCAGCAGAAGUCAUGGCAGAGUGUGUGCAUCAACGGUACUUGCCGCACUGCAGAGGAGCAACUCCACAUCGUCUAAAAUUUCUGUGGAUUUUGACCAGAGUACAGGUGUGGCUGUGAUGCGUAUGAAGAGUCCACCAGUCAAUAGCCUCAGUUUGGACUUCCUCACAGAAUUUUGCAUAAGCUUGGAGAAGCUCGAGAUAGACAAAAGCUGCCGGGGGCUCAUCAUAACCUCUAGUCUACCCAAGGUGUUCUCAGCAGGGCUGGACAUCAUGGAGAUGUAUGGCAAGACUCCAGAAAGCUGCGGGGAAUUCUGGAAAGCUGUUCAGGAGAUGUGGUUGAAACUCUACAGCUCCAACAUGGUCACCAUAGCUGCAAUCAAUGGUUCCAGUCCUGCAGGGGGCUGUCUGAUGGCUUUGACAUGUGACUAUAGAGUAAUGGUGGACAACCCACGCUAUAGCAUCGGCCUUAAUGAGACUCAGCUCGGGAUAGUCGCGCCUUUUUGGUUUAAGGACACCAUAGCUAAUACAGUGGGCCACCGGACUACUGAAAUGGCCUUGGCUUUGGGGCUGCUCUACAACCCAACAGAGGCUCUGAAGAUAGGACUGGUAGACCAGCUAGUACCUGAAGAUAAGCUCAUGGCCACAGCUGAGCAGGCAAUGGCCAAGUGGUUGGCCAUUCCAGCCCACGCCAGACAGAUCACCAAGUCCAUGAUGAGAAAGCCGACCAUUGACAAGCUGACGGCCAAAAGAGAAGCCGAUGUCCAAAAUUUUGUUAGUUUCAUCACUAAAGAUGCCAUCCAGAAUUCGCUCCGUACGUAUCUUGAGAUGCUCAAAAAGAGGAAGGCUUAAUGAGUAAGUGAAGGCCUCUAAUCACAAAUCAUUGGACACUGACUUGACAUUUAAAAAUGUAAUAUUGUGAGUUAGCUGGAUAAUGUAAACAAACUUGGGCGGUCAGGUUCUUCUAACAUCACUAAAAGUGCCUGACCUAAAUCACACCGUGGUGCAUUGCUUCUUUUUUCCUCUGUAUUCUUUUCUCUCUGUUUUGGUUUUGGAAUGUAUGUAAAUUUAAAAGGUUAAACUCCACUAAAUGUAUUAAUUAAAUGCAUUUUGCAUAGCUCAUAAUGUAACUGUCAAUGUCUGCUUCAAGAUAUCUUUUAUUAUGAACUGGCUUGGUAAAUUUCAGAUGUUUGAUAAUGCUUCAAUCAGUCAUGUGAUCAAACCAGCAGCUUCACUUCCACAGGAAAAUGGUCACUGACAGACAAUGCCUAAGAAAGGAGAAAAUGUAGAUUUAGAAUAUAAUCCCCUCAAUCUAUACAAAAUUGCUUAUAUUCUACAUGUACAGACACAUUACAAUAAAUGAAUAGCAUAUGUGUCACUUUUGUACCGUCUAGUGGUGGAGAACACAAAGGAGUGACUGAGUUGUACUCUUGGGUGGAGUAAAAGUGAAAUAUGUAA
Molecule: messenger RNA, 1604 nt
Organism: Syngnathus acus (greater pipefish)
Lineage: Eukaryota; Metazoa; Chordata; Actinopteri; Syngnathiformes; Syngnathidae
Gene: eci1
Product: enoyl-CoA delta isomerase 1
Exons: 7
Coding region: 87-998 (303 amino acids)
Biological process (GO): fatty acid beta-oxidation
Cellular component (GO): mitochondrion
Molecular function (GO): enoyl-CoA hydratase activity
Source: RefSeq, a predicted model, not a curated record